AUGGAGAGUGUCGAGCAUGGCAGAGGUACGACGCUGUGGAUCAGUCCACGCAGACGCCGAGGCGCCUCUUUCGUCCAAAUCCGUGGCCGCAGCAGAACUGAUGAGUCGAUGGAUCACCUGCUCGAGGGUGCGGCGCAGGAGGAGAAGACUCGCCAAUCUCGCAAAGGGGUGUACCUGCCAUUUGCGAACUAUUACCGGCAACUCACAUUCAGGAUCAGUGACUUGAUGCCAGAGGUUCGCGUUUAUUCUGAAGGGGACUGCACUGUGUCGGUUGACUUUGUGGUGGCAGCUGUGGUCUUGGUUUUGCUUCUUGCUUUAUUGGGCCCAGUCUUGAUUCCAAUUGCAAUUCUUUUUUGUGCUGUGUGGGAUAAUGAUCGGAAAUGGUUUGACUGGUUGUUGCAACCGCUGAUGGUUGCGUUGGCCUGCCUUCCACUGUACUUACUGUGGGCCAUGACUGACACGGCAUUUGAAAAGGACACGUUGCAAGAGUUCAGGAGAGCGGAAAAUUCCAUGCUCGAGCUUUGCGGCCCAUACCUUUGUCUUCUGAUUUUCUCCUUCGUGUGCCUAGCAGACGUGUGCCAGUGUUGCAUUGAGAAGGGAACUGGCCAGAUGCUUUUGGACGAAAUGCAUGAGAUCAAAGAACAGGAAGGCUUUGUCCGAGAGAUACCGGAGUCAGAGCCGGAGCCCUUGGGCGGUGGUGACAACUUGGGAGAGCAGCUCUGUGAGAUCGUACAAUACAUUCACAGCACGGUGGGACGGCAUGAAGAAUCUUGGGGCUGCGAGUGUCUGCAGGAAGCUCCAAGCAGUCUGACGAGCAAGUUCAUGGGUGUGAUUCUCAAGAUUUUGCAGCGCAUGUUCGAGGAUGGGUAUCAAGACGAGAAGGAUGAAAGUCAGGAGCUAAGAACAAUGUUGGAGGAGAAUUUCAUCACUCCUGACCAGGUCUCGCCUUUGCAGCUGGUGUGGUUAGUAUUUUGCAGCCUUGGCCCCACGCUCCUUCCAACCGUCUACCGCUUCGUCAAUGGCUAUGAAGACUUUUUGUUUUCCAGCCACCCCGCUGUGAGGCGAUGCCAGUAUGCAUACUUGCUCAUAACUUUCUCGACUUCAGCACACCUGCUCAGUUCCUGUUAUGAUCUGAAUGAGCGCCUGGAGAACAUGCAACUCGCCACGCUGGCAACCUUGUAUCUCGUUGCGCCCACCAAGCGCCGUGCUGUACUUGCUGCCACCUACAAGCGUCGCUUCAAGAAACUGGUACUCAUGCCGACACCUCAAAAUUCAGUAACUACUCCUCUUGCCGAAGCAGAAGUCCAGAGGGUCACAACUGAGGCUGGCAGAACUCUCUCAGAGGGCUUUGGCCAGUUGAGAUAUGUCAUGGACCAGAGGGAGCAGAAUGCUUGGAAGCUUUUCCAGAUUGAGUACGAGACAGCUUGUGGAGUUGAGAAAAGCAGUCCCAGUCCAACUUUACAUGGCACCACUUCAUCCCAUGCCGAUUCUGCCUUCACGGAUGAUGAUGAUAAUGACAAUCAUGAUGCCAACAAAGGCACCUUCUCAUACCUUGCAACACGCAAAUUUGCUUUGCUUCAACUCUUAGCCAGGUCAGAUUGCUUGGUACUGGAGGUGAAAUCGCAAGUGGUAGCCUUGGUUCUCACAAUGAUAGUGGUGAUGUGUGCUCUCAUUGUUGGGUUUUCCAUUGGGUUGAUGCACGGUCAUCAUGCAAUCACUCCAUUGUUUUGCGUGAUUUUCUUGCCACUCAUUGUGAUCGGGAUGCUUCUCAUCUUGAACAAGCUGGUGAUGCUGGAGGUCUACCUGUACGAGGAUACCUUGAAGAUUUUACAGUCUUGGCGUGAGCGCAUGGAACGACUAAGGUAUGCAGUCACUCUUCACAAAGCCAGCACCGCGAAUCGGGCGGAACAGGAGAGCUUUUUCCACAGUCUCAUCGACCCUGUGGCUGGCCUGAUUGACUACACCAAGAACUGGCAAAAACGCGUCAAGAUCUUUGGCCUAAAUGCAUCUAGCUCGCGCCGGAAUCGCAUUCUGCUGUCCAUCAUCGCGUACUUUGGCCUUGUGUUUUGGCACUUCUUGUCACACAAAACAUGGUACAUAGAGCUGCAACAAGAGUUUUCAACGAUUGCCAUGUCUCAUGGCGUAGUAGUACUUCCGGAGUAG
Messenger RNA from Durusdinium trenchii, 2163 nucleotides. The record is from the annotation of a GenBank genome assembly. NCBI's taxonomy places the organism in Eukaryota, Dinophyceae, Suessiales, Symbiodiniaceae.